Messenger RNA from Octodon degus (degu), 3657 nucleotides. It is a transcript of the gene Ccdc61, whose product is annotated as coiled-coil domain containing 61. Bases 2093 to 3622 code for a protein of 509 amino acids. The transcript is spliced from 14 exons. Gene Ontology annotation, cellular component: centrosome. The record is from RefSeq and is a predicted model, not a curated record. Lineage: Eukaryota; Metazoa; Chordata; Mammalia; Rodentia; Octodontidae.
CCCUUGCGUUUGCCAGGCAAGCGCUUAUUCUACCGAGCUAUCUCUCCGGCCCCUUCUCUCAGUUCUGUGUACGGUCUGUCAGCAGAUCUGUUAACUUUGUCCCCAAAACAUAUGGAGUCAGGUGCAGUGGUACACAUCUGUAAUUCCAGCUCCCCGGGAGGUUGAGGCACUAAGAUGGAAAGUUUGAGGCCAGCCUGGGCAGUUUAGUGAGGCUCUGUCUGGCGUUGGGGGAAGGGCUGGGCCAGAAGGGCAGAGCCUUUCAGUCUCCAGUACUGCAAACAAACACACGCACAGAUCCAGGAUCCAGCCAGCUCUCAGCGUCGCUUGUGCUGCCACUCGGGGUCAGGCUAUCACCCCUUUUUACCUAAUCUUUUGGAGUGCUCUUGACCCCCUGUUAGAUCGUACUGCUGCUGUGUUCCCCCUCCUGGCUCUCACUCAGCCAGAGCCCCCACUGUGCCCCCAACUGAUCCAGCUUCCUCCUUUCUCCCCACAGCUCUCAUCCCCUUCUACAUUCCCCCGGCUCACACUGCCUCAGCCACCUUGGCUCCCUUGCUGUCCUGUGUUGUCACCACAGGACCUUUGCACUUGUCUGCACGGCUUCUCCCUCUUUUCCUUUAGGUCUCUGUUGGGAUGUUAACUUCACAGACAGGCUCUUGCUAAGCACCCCAGCUAGUGUAGGGCCUGGCCCUGCCUGGCUCGUCAGCGGGCUUAAUUUUCCUCCUAACACUACUACCUGAAAUAGAUUAUUGUUAUGUCUACUGGGCUUCUCAGACCUGCCUGCCCCACUGGCUGCAUGUGGCACUGGAAGAGCACGUAGGUGCACAAAGCAUCCUCUGCAUGUGGUGGUGGAGUGCCCUACAGCACUGUGCUGCAGCGGGCUUGAAAGCUCUGAAAGGUGUGCUGUCACUGCCCCCGGUGGCUCCCAGGGUGUCUGUUUUCAGCCUAGAUCUCUGUCCUGGAUUGCAGGACAGCACCCCUCCUUAAGUCUCCCUGUGGGAUGCGCAGGGUUGCUGAGCUGGGAGGGUCUUGGCAGGACAGUCACCUGGACAGAUCAUGGUGCCUAAGGGAAGAGGGCCUCAAAUUUAGCGCCAGAAGGAGCUUGUAGGAAAUGCACAUUCCUGCCCUCUUUCCCCCCACUUGAGCUUCUGUAGGUUGGAGGACCAGUGCCUGUGGUCAGGCUGAUUGAUGUUCCCGUGCUCUGAGAAAUAGGCUGGUUCAGAGCUUGGGCUGGAGGGCAGUGACUUGACUGUCCUCCUCUGUGGUAGAGGCUCUCCUGAGCAGUGUUGGGGGUGCUGGAGACCCAGCCUGGGAGUGGGGCUUCCAGCAGGAGGCGGGUGGAGCUUUGGCCUGUAAGGUGACCAGGAAGGAGCUGAGGGAGAAGACCUUGGCUGUCUCCUCAGUGCCCGUGACCCUAAUCCGUGGCACCUCCCAUUACAUUGUUAGUCAUUGUGUAAGGGCAGGCGACUGGAAGUACAAGAAUGGUAAGAACAGCUCUGCCCUCUCAGUUCCUGGUCUUUGGGCUAGGAAUGGGGUCAUGGGGUGGUAGCCGGAAUACCAGGCUGGACUGGACUAUGUGGUGGUGGGUCAGUGCAGGCUAAGGGGGCUCUAGGGUGGUGAUUUGGCCAUGUCUGCGUGGGAGGUGGUGGUGUGGAUUUGUCUUUGAGGAGUCGGGCAAGGAGGGGAGAUUGGCCUUGGGGUGGGAGGUGUGAAGUCUGUGAGCAUCCUGGGAGGAGGUUUAGAAGGAACCAGGGGCGGUGCUGUAACAUGGGGAGAGAGCGAAGGGGUCACCUUAGUGAAAGGCAAGAGGGAGAGGGCUGGGGGCAGGGAAUUAAGUGUGUCUGAGCUGGAGCCUUGAUGACAUGAAAACUGGUGUCAGUUAUGUGGGCCAGAAUGGGGCGUCCACGGGCGCAGGGCUGGGCUGGGUGGUGACGUCACGGGUAGCAGGGGCGGGGCCUCAGAGGACUAGGGAGGCCGGGUCCGGAGGCUGAGGCAGAAAAGCAGCGCUGGGAGAGACUUGGGGCUGGAGUGAAAUCAGCAACCAGGAUGGAACAUUGGUCACAGAGCGAGGACGGAGGGUGCAGCGACCCUGGCCAUGGACCAGCCAGCUGGCCUGCAGGUGGACUACAUCUUCCGGGGUGUGGAGCAUGCCGUGCGUGUGGUUGUUUCUGGGCAAGUGCUGGAGCUGGAGGUGGAGGACCGGAUGACAGCUGACCAGUGGCGGGGCGAAUUCGAUGCCAGCUUCAUUGAAGAUCUGACCCACAAGACGGGGAACUUCAAACAGUUCAACAUCUUCUGCAACAUGCUGGAGUCGGCCCUCACCCAGAGCAGCGAGUCCGUCACCCUUGACCUGCUGACCUACACGGACCUGGAGUCCCUGCGGAACCGCAAGCUGGGCAGCCGCCCGGGCACCUUGGCCCCUAGAUCAGCCCAGCUCAACUCCAAGCGCUACCUGAUCCUCAUCUAUUCUGUGGAGUUUGACAGGAUUCACUACCCGCUGCCCCUCCCGUACCAGGGCAAGCCUGACCCUGUGGUCCUGCAGGGCAUCAUCCGGUCGCUGAAGGAGGAGCUUGGUCGCCUUCGAGGACUGGAUACCUGCGAUACACGGGACACGAGGGAUACUGAGCUUUGGCACCUGCGGGAGCAGGUGACCCGACUGGCGUCGGAGAAGCGCGAGCUGGAGGCGCAACUGGGCCGCUCGCGGGAGGAGGCGCUGGCCGGGCGGGCGGCGCGCCAAGAGGCCGAGCAGCUGCGCGGGCUGGUGCGAGGCCUGGAGCUGGAGCUGCGGCAGGAGCGCGGCCUCGGACACCGGGCGCCUGCCCGCCGAGGCCAGGACUGCCGCCGCCUGGCCAAGGAGCUCGAGGAGGUGAAGGAGUCAGAGCGCAGCCUGCGCGCCCGGCUGAAGACUUUGAACUGCGAGCUGGCCUCGUACAAAAGGGGGAGGCGGACUCUGCUGGUGCCCGCGGCCCGGGAGGACCGGGUGUCGUCGCGGGAGCGCUCCACAUCACGGGGCCGUGGAGCCGCCCGGUCUUCCUCAAGGGAGAGCGGCCGCGGGACCCGGGGUCGGGGCCGACCCACCCGCCCCUCGCCUUCGCCCUCAGGUGGGCGCGCACCGCGCUUCGACCCCACAGCCUUCGUGAAAGCCAAGGAGAAGAAGCAGAGGGAGAUCCGGAUGAAGCAGCAGCAGCAGCGGAACCGAUUAGGCAGUGGAGGAAGUGGGGACGGCCCAUCCAUGUCAUGGUCUCGCCAGGCCCGGCCCCCUGCUGCUGUGACCAGCCGAGGAGACACAGCCAAUCGCUCCCGCCACCGCAGCUCCUCAGUGGACAGUAUCCGCAGCCGCUGCUCCUCGGCCAGCUCCUGCAGCGAGUUGGAUUUCUCAGAGUCACUCUCCAGAGGCCUUCGCUGUCACCGCCAUAGGAAGCCACCCAGCCCCACACCUUGGAGUGGUUCUAAUACAAAAUCCACCCCUCGGGAAUGCAGUAGUCAGAGACGCCUGGCCAGUUCAGGGGGCUGGGUCCCCAUAAAAGAGUACAGCUCGGACCACCAGGCCGCUGACAUGGCGGAAAUAGAUGCCCGCCUGAAGGCCUUGCAGGAAUACAUGAACCGGCUGGACACGCGGUCGUGACCAUGGAGGGCUGGCACUGCCUUUCCACCCCUGCC